Messenger RNA from Sparassis crispa, 933 nucleotides. RefSeq lists its product with no specific name. The record is from RefSeq and is a predicted model, not a curated record. The coding region runs from base 1 to 933 and encodes 310 amino acids. The transcript is spliced from 3 exons. Gene Ontology annotation, cellular component: signal recognition particle, endoplasmic reticulum targeting. Lineage: Eukaryota; Fungi; Basidiomycota; Agaricomycetes; Polyporales; Sparassidaceae. Gene Ontology annotation, molecular function: 7S RNA binding. Gene Ontology annotation, biological process: SRP-dependent cotranslational protein targeting to membrane, signal sequence recognition; SRP-dependent cotranslational protein targeting to membrane.
AUGUCUCGCCGAACAGCAGUUGUUGAGGAGAUAUUCGACGAUGACACCGACCUACCUCUCCCAACCCGUCCCCUACCCAACACAGGCACGCAGGGUGCAAUCCUCGAAGAGCUGUCCGACGACGAAGACGACGUCCCGACGCUCGUCGAGCCCACCGCAGGUCCCGCGUCCCCCUCGCAGCCGCAGUUCACGCAACCCACUCCAGACCGCGAGGAGCAAGGCCAGAAGACGGUGACAGACAUCACGCCGUACAAAAAGUGGACGUGCAUAUACCCCAUCUACAUAGACGCCAAGCGCCCGUCGGGGCGCGGCGAGCGGCGCAUAGCGCGCUCCAAGAGUGUGUGGUGGCCGCUCAGCAAAGAUAUCGCGGAUGCGACGAAUAGGCUCGGGCUCGGCACGCUGCACGAAGUGCACAAGUCGCACCCGCGGGACUGGGAGAACCCCGGGCGGGUGCGUGUGCAGUGGAAGAAGGACGGGCGGCUGGUCAACUCCUCGAUCAAAACCAAAAAGCAGCUUUUGGAGAUGAUUUCCUUACAGAUACAAAUGCUCAAGCCCGAUAAUGUCCCAAAGCCUCCAUACCAUACCGCCGCGAGCCCGUCUGAGCCCGAGCAGCCUGCAGCAGCGCAGAAAGCUGCUCCUGUGACUAUAACGAAGGGCAAGCAAGCUGCGUCAAAGGCAAAGUCCACGGCGACCACUCCCCCAGCCUCAGCUGCUCCUGCGGUUCCUCCGUCAGCCCGCGGUCGACCAAAACCGCCAAGCCCGCCAAUGCCGUAUCCCCCUAUCACGAGCAGGAUAUCCGCCUAUUCUCCAGCAUUACCGUCGGGCGUGCUGAUAGAGACGAUUAAAGCUGGGAUGAACGCGCAGGAAGCGGCGCCAGCGGUGGGAGGCGGUGGUGGCAAGGGUAAAAGGAAGGUUGUGCGGGUGAGAGGAUGA